AUGGUGGCCGAGAUGAGCAGACUUACAGAUGGCAGCAGUUUCCUCAAAGAUGGUGAGCGCAAAGUGGGGGGCGGCGGUGGUAGAUGGGCAAGACAUCAUAUGGGCAGCGGCACUGCUGCCAGGGACCUCAGCCCAAAUGCAGAAUUAAUAGCCCUGAUCAAGGCACUAGAGCUAUCAGAAGGACAAAAAGUAAACAUCUACACGGAUAGCCAUUAUGCGUUUGCAACGGCCCACAUCCACAGGGAGAUCUAUAAGAGGCGGCGAUUACUGUUAUCUAUCAAUCUGAACCAGCCCGGGCACCCGGAAAUCUCGCAUCCGUUCCAGAAUUGUGACUCCUGGGGACAUCAUUUCACACCCUCUACGGGCCCAGAAGUUAUGGAAGAGGGAGCAGAAAACGCUGCAGAGGUGGAAGAAAAGGUGCAGUCCUAUGGAGCAAAAUCAGUUAUGAUUACCUGCAGACUGACAGGCCCCUCAGCAUUCUGUCCAGAGGUGGUCAGGACUGAGCAGAAAGUUUAUAAAAUGGACCCGAAAUCUCUGCGAAGUCCCAAGUAUUUUGAGUUUUCUUUCGGGUCAGCCCAUGCUGAGAAUGAACUCCGGGUAUUUAAGGACUUCCGAGACAAUCACAUAUUUACAGAUGUUAUCAUCUGCGUGGAAGGAGAGAAGUUUCCGUGCCAUCGCGCUGUUCUCUCAGCCUGCAGCAACUAUUUCAGGGCCAUGUUCUGUAAUGGCCACAAGGAGAGCCGCGAAAUGUUGGUUGAGAUCAAAGGCAUCUUAGCUGAAGCGAUGGACUGUUUUUUACAAUUCGUAUAUACUGGAAAGGUAAAGCUCACAGCAGAGAAUGUUCAGUAUCUCGUCGAAAUAUCCAGCCUCUUUCAGGUCAACGGUCUCUGUGACGACUGUGUCCAUUUUCUAGAGGAACAGCUUGAUCCAUGCAAUUGCAUAGGAAUCCAGCGCUUCGCCGACACCCACUCACUCAAAACCCUCUUCGCAAAAUGUCAGACCUUUGCAUUACAAACUUUUGAGGAUGUGUACCAGCAUGAAGAAUUUCUUGAGAUGGACAAAGAUGGACUUAUUGGUUAUAUCUGUAACGAUGAACUUAUUGUUAGGAAGGAGGAGCUAGUUUUUGAAGCGGUCAUGCGCUGGAUCUAUGAAGAUGUUGAUCAUCGAAGGCCGCUCUUGCCUGAGCUGUUGAACCACGUCCGACUCCCUCUUUUGCAUCCCAACUACUUUGUUGAGACUGUUGAGGAAGACCAGCUGAUCCAGAAUUCCCGUGACUGUUACCAGCUGCUACGGGAAGCAAGAAGGUACCAUGUACUUGGUAAUGAAAUCGUAUCUCUGAGAACUAGGCCCCGCAGGUCUACUGGCUAUGCAGAAGUGAUCAUCGUGGUCCGAGGCUGUGAACAAGCAGGAGGAUUUAAUCUCCCAUACACUGAAUGCUAUAACCCAGUAACAGGAACGUGGAAGUCCCUGGCUAAGAUUCCAGAAUUCACCAAAUCAGCCUAUGCUGUCUGUGCACUGAAAAAUGACAUUCUUGUCUCAGGUGGAAGAAUCAACAGCCGCGAUGUCUGGAUGUACAACUCACAGCUAAAUAUCUGGUUCAGGGUCGCUCCUCUAAACAAAGGCAGGUGGCACCACAAAAUGGCUGUCCUUCUCGGGAAAGUGUAUGUUGUCGGAGGCUACGAUGGACAAAAGAGACUUAGCAGUGUAGAAUGCUACAAUUUAUUUUCAAACCAGUGGACAGAAGUUGCACCGCUUAAGGAAGCAGUGAGUUCUGCAGUAACAAGCUGCAUGAAAAAAUUAUUUGUGAUGGGAGGAGGACCUGAUGAGAACUCUUAUUCGGAUAAGGUCCAAUCUUACGAUCCAGAAACCAAUGCUUGGCUCCUUCGCGCAUCUCUCCCAAUGGCCAAGAGAUACAUAACAGCUGUCUCUCUGAACAACCUGAUCUAUGUUGCUGGUGGAAUGACCAAGGCGGUGUACUGUUAUGACCCAGUUGAAGACCACUGGAUACGUGUACAGGACACAGUCAGUCCACGGGAAAAUUGUGGCAUGGCUGUGUGUAAUGGUAAGAUCUAUAUCCUGGGUGGAAGACUGGAAAACGGAGAAGCCAUAAAUACUAUUCUCUGUUAUGAUCCUGAAACAAGUAUCAUCUCAGGGGUCACUAUGAUGCCCAAGACAGUGUCCUAUCAUGGCUGUGUAACCAUUCAUAUAUACGAGAGACAAGAGAAACACUCUAAGCUCUAA
Messenger RNA from Microtus oregoni (creeping vole), 2241 nucleotides. RefSeq names its product kelch-like protein 24. The record is from RefSeq and is a predicted model, not a curated record. Lineage: Eukaryota; Metazoa; Chordata; Mammalia; Rodentia; Cricetidae. Gene Ontology annotation, molecular function: protein binding; RNA-DNA hybrid ribonuclease activity; nucleic acid binding. The transcript has 4 exons. The coding region runs from base 1 to 2241 and encodes 746 amino acids.